This is a messenger RNA of Nycticebus coucang (slow loris), 707 nucleotides long. RefSeq names its product ribonuclease A family member 7 (gene RNASE7). The record is from RefSeq and is a predicted model, not a curated record. Gene Ontology annotation, molecular function: RNA nuclease activity; nucleic acid binding. The coding region runs from base 118 to 597 and encodes 159 amino acids. Gene Ontology annotation, biological process: innate immune response; defense response to Gram-positive bacterium; defense response to Gram-negative bacterium. The transcript is spliced from 2 exons. Lineage: Eukaryota; Metazoa; Chordata; Mammalia; Primates; Lorisidae.
UCCAAGAGCCCAGCAGUGCUUGGACACAGCCUCAGUCCUCGAAGCAAGAGUCACAGCACGAGGACUACGGUGCAACUGUGGCAAGACCUGGUGAGGAGAGGACACAAAGAAGGAGAUAUGGCACCAGCCAGAACAGGAUUCUGCCCUCUGCUGCUGCUGCUAUUGCUGCUGCUGCUGGGGCUGUGGGUGGCCGAGAUCCCAGUCAGUGCCAAGCCCAGUCACAUGACUUCAUCCCAGUGGUUUGAAACUCAGCACGUGCAGCCCCGCCCUCGAGCAUGCAACUCAGCAAUGGGCAACAUCAACAAGCACAAAAAACAUUGCAAAGACCGCAACACCUUCCUGCAUGAAUCCUUCUCCAGUGUGGCUGCCAACUGCCAGACCCCCAAAAUGACCUGCAAGAAUGGCCGUAAGAACUGCCACCAGAGCCGUGGGUCCGUGUCCCUGACCUUGUGUGACCACACCUCAGGGAAGUAUCCCAACUGCAGGUACAAAGAGAAGCACCUGAACAAGUCUUACAUAGUGGCCUGUGACCCUCCCCAGAAAAGGGACUCCCAGCCAUUCCCGCUGGUUCCUGUGCACUUGGAAAAAAUCCUUUAGGUUUCCAGACUGCCUCACUCUUUGGCUGAGGCUGAAUUCCUUCUGUAGGCCUCUGCACUACUUCUCUCCUCCUCCACUCAGAGCACUGACUUCUCCUCAUCUCUUGGGAC